Messenger RNA from Perca flavescens (yellow perch), 7761 nucleotides. Its product is annotated as xin actin-binding repeat-containing protein 1. The record is from RefSeq and is a predicted model, not a curated record. The coding region runs from base 279 to 5318 and encodes 1679 amino acids. Gene Ontology annotation, molecular function: actin filament binding. Gene Ontology annotation, cellular component: focal adhesion; stress fiber. Gene Ontology annotation, biological process: actin cytoskeleton organization; actin filament organization. The transcript is spliced from 4 exons. Lineage: Eukaryota; Metazoa; Chordata; Actinopteri; Perciformes; Percidae.
GGGUCAGCUGUCACUGGGGCAGGAAUGAGGCAGAGAGAGGGAGCGAACGAGAGGGGCAGAGGCUCCAUUAUCAGACACAAACAUACAGGAAAUCAGACCUAACAUAUUUACAGUACAAGGAUUGAAAGAAAAUAAAAAGGCCAGCGGGUCUGAAGGAACUGGGAGCUGUUUCAUGUGUUGUGACCUUCAUUUUCUAUGAAAAGAGGAGAUCAAUUGCAGAUUUCAGAGACAGCUCCUUCAUCCAAACCAAGGAGAAACUGUUUGUCUCGGUCAAAGCUAUGUCCGCUCUCUAUCUGUCCAAGGUGGUACCUCAGGGUUCAACACACAGCUUUUUAAAACCGGCACAAGGUCAGUUAUCUGAAUCUGGGAAAAGAGUCAAACCAGCCAAGGACCCAAUGAUAAGAACAUUACUUUGUUCUUCCAAGAUGGCCGAAGACCAAAGAGGGAAAGAUGACCUCUCUCUACCUUCUUCAGUCAGACAUCAGCCAGCACCAAAAGACAUCCCACAGUCUAUGCCUUCCCAACUUUUGAAAGAAAAGCUAUACCAACAGCGGCAGAAAUGUGAGCUGAGAAGGCUCCUGAAGCACACACACCCAGAGCUGAAGAUGUUAGAUGAAGUUGUGGAUGAAGAGCUUGCUGAGGUUUUGCGCUCAGAGACUGAGCUGACAGCUGGUGAAACUGGAUACGAGGGAGAGGUCCUUUCAAGAUGCUUGAUAUUUGAGAACUGUGCCCUGAGUAACAAAGUAUCUCCUUACACCUCUAAGAUGCACAAGGCAGAGGGAAUGGUGGAAAGAGACGAUGUCAGUAAAACAUUAGCUGUGUUUAAGGAACAUGAAGAGAGUCCUGGUAAUGAAAGUGAUAAAGGGAUCAUGGAGGAUGAGAAAACGCUUGGGUCUAGUCCAGAUCCUAAUAGAGAGUGUGAGGAGGAGAUGAUAAGAAUAGAUGUUAAGGCUACUAGAAGGUUAUUUGAGAGUAAAUCUGUGAACACAUACAAACCUAAUCCAGAUAGGUUUGAGGCAAAAGUUUCUCUUUCUGGCGAUGAGACAGAGGCAGUCCAAAAACUAAAAAAGGAGUUUGAAAUGUGUACCAAAGAGAAUCUGCAUAGCGAAAACAAAAGCAAUGCAUGUUCUACAAGUCUUGGCAUGACGGAUCAGGCCAAUAAACAAAGCCCAUGUGUUCAUAUCAUUGGUCAAAGCACUGACUAUGAGUUGUAUGGUAGGGAAGAAGUUUCUAGAGGUGAAACAGUCUUUGAGGGUGAGCCUACAAGCCUUUCUGAUCCAGAAGAAUUUAGGAAAAUAAUCAGAACAAGUGCGGCACUUUUCCAAAACAACCCAUUUAUCCCAACAAACAUAGAAAGAGAGCAUUCCUUUGUGCAUACAUCAAAAUCUCAAAGCCCAGCAGAAAACACUGGGGCAACUCAGGACUAUCUGAUAGCUAAUGUCAAGAACAGAGCCCACUUGUUUGAAUCAAUGCCAUUUGACAAAAUUAGGCAUCAGGACAAGGACGAAAUUGAGACAAUGGUGGUGAACAUCAAGGAAACACUGAAUUUUCUUUAUCAUGUCAAUGCCAUACAUUCAGAUGGCUCAAUCAUUGAGGUGAACGAGACAAUGAUAGCCAAAAAGGCCAAAUUCACACUAUCAGAGAGUGGGCCUAAAAUAAAAUAUGACGAGGUGGCUGAAGGUGGUGCACAAAACUUCCUACUCCAGUUGCUACCACGAGCAAACCUAAAGCCUCAGAUCACUUACCUAAAGGAGGGUAGUAAAGGAAGCAUGGCAGCCACAGUGGUGAAUGUACCCGUGCACCAGCAUCACUUCACUACCAACCAAGAUACAGAGUUUAAAACUGCCAAUGUGGUUCAGCUUGUUGAGGAUAUUCUCAAUCAAGAUAACUCUCUGCGGAAGGGAGUGAUUAUCCAGGAGGAUGCGGAUAGAUGUGCUGAAGUCAUUGUUUACUCCCUCUACAAUUAUUUUGAUGAGGUUGAUGUGAAAAUGUAUUGUCCCCCUCAAGGUGCAGAGUAUGAUGAACCAGAGCCAGAAAGAGGUGAUGUGAGUAAAGCAGACUAUCAAGAACUAAGAAAAGGGGUUAUUGAAUCAACCAUAAGCUGCCUUCUAGAAACUCCCAAAGAUCAAACUAGCCAAGGAUCCAUAAGGCCUGAAAUCACAAUUAAAGGGAAUGUAAAAUUGUUUAAGAGUUGUAUUGAAAAAGGAGAUUUAGAGUAUUUGAAAACUCUUCAGCCUGAACCAACAGUGCAAGAACAACAACUCACUCCUAACCAAAAUGUGCCUGGACAAGGCCUUGAACUUCAUCAUGAACAGAGAGGUGAUAAAUUUGAGGAGAGUAAUUCAGAAUGGGUCCCAGUGGAUGUAAAGAGACUAAAAAACAUGUUCUCUGGAGAUCAAAGACCAACCCAACUAAAGCAAAAUGUAUGUGAAAAUUGUGCUCAAUCUACCACCAUUUCUUCUGCAUUCACAGCUCAAAAUGUGUCACUUGGAAAGAGCCGGUCCUCUACAGGAUGCAUUUAUGUGCAAGUAAAGAAUAGCUGUAGGAAGUGUGGUGGCAAAACACAAGAAGUACGUAAUUCUAUACUUGCACCACAGGGAUCAUACCUACAUCUUGAUACACAGGACGAUGACAGGGUCCACCAGGCUGAAUUAGUCGAGGUGGUAGAUGACAAUGACGAGAUCUCUAAAUUCCAAACUGCAAUACAUAGUCUCCGACAGGCCACAAUAGAGGCCAAAUCUUUGCAUCACUCAUCACAAGAAAAACAGAAAAUUCUUGUUCGAAAACCUGUUGUCUCAGAUACCUCAGGUGAUAUUAAACACUUAAGAACAGAUGCAGAAUUACCUCAAGAAAAUGAGGACCAGAAAAGGGACACAUGCACUGAGACAACAUGGGAUGAACUCCCAUCAACCUCAAACAUCACCUCAGAACAUAAAUCAGACUGCCAACACGAGGAUACAGAGACAUGCUGUGAAGACACUAAUUCUGAAGCAGUACAAACUAUUGAGACAUGCAGCAAAAUGGGUCAACAAGGCCCAGAGGUGGUCCAGAAAUACUUUCAAGCUGCGAUGGUGUCUGUACAUAGUGCAGAAACAACCACUGCACAGCCAGAAGAUGAGGAAGUUGUCUUUCACGGUAAACUUCAAGCAGCUUUGGAUUCCCUGGAAAGAUCCAAUAUCAAUGUCAGUAGAGGAGAUUUCAGAGCAGCUAUGAUAUACAGAAGUGUGUCCAAACCUCACAAAGAAAGAUCACAAAAUGUGGAUGUGAUGUCUGUGCAAAAGCCGACUAAGGAGGAGGUUUGUCACGUGACUGAACCUAAAUCAAUUCAAGCACCACUGACACAUGAGGUCUCCAAAGAACAAGUGACUGCAGCAAAUGCGGCGCGCCCAAGCCAAAGUGAAACUCUAAAUAAACCAGCUACAAGCGCUGUCUCAGAGAAAAGCAGAAGGUCUGUUGGUGAAAAACCAGCCAUCCCACCUAAACCUGAGCAUUUAAAAGUGAAACAAAGAGACAUUCAAUCAAUCAACACAAAGAAUCUUGAGGCAACCCAAACUAAUACUGUGGAACCCAAAGAGACAGUUCCUCAACGAAUGGAAAUUACAUCGAUGUCACAUAAGGAUGAACUUAAGCAAGGCCUGUUCAAAAUUAACACUGGUGCAGACUCAGGGCCUGAUUCAGUGGAACAUCAAAUAAAUAAGCUUUUUGAUGAAGCUACACAGAUGGCUAAGGAAACUGAAGUAAGGGAUCAAGUCCGAGGUUCAGUCGUCAUCUUGGAAAGUGAUAACUCAGAUAAGAAUAUCAUUAAGCGACAACAGGAGAUAAAAGCCACAGCAGAAGAGAAAAGCCCCCAGGAUUUCCCAAUCAAAGAGAAUAUGAAUGAAACCGAUGAAAGCCAUGUAGAUUUUCAUGAAGCAUGUAAGAAAUUUGGAGGUAAAAAGGCAUUUUCAGCAAAAAAUGCUCCUGUAAAGCCAAAAAGAGUAAAAAUUGCCCAGCGUGACAAUAAAAACCCAAAACCCAUGUCUGGAGAUAAUUCCUCAAUUUUCACACAUGUGGUUGAGGAACCAAAACUAACUCUUAUUGAUCCAUCGUGCAAUAAUCCAAACACCUGUGGACAAGCUGCUGACAGCAAAGACAAGUACGAAAAAGAAAUUAAACAAGAAGGCAAAGUUGAGAUGAGGGGAAAGAAAGGACGAACCGAGACAGAGGAUGAACGCCGACAGCGUCUGUCAGUUCACAUGGAUGAGAUCUUAAGAGGGAACAUAACGGCAGCCAUGGAAAUCUUUGACAACUUACGAAAGCAGGAGGAACUUCAGAGUAUUCUUAGUCAAGUUGAAGAAGUUGAACAGGAUACGAGCGAGGUUGAUGUAAGGUCUCUGAGGGGAGUCUUUGAGAACGUCCCUGACUGGGUUGUCAGCUCAAAUAAAAAGAAACUAAAAAAGACUAAAGUAGAAAGCAAAGAAGAGAGGUUGCCAUUAACGAGAGACAACACUGAAAGCAAGUCCUCAAUGGCACAUGUUUUUGGAGAUCUUGAGCGAGCCAGUGAAGAAAUCAUGAAUCUAAAAGAACAGACUUUAGCCAGACUUAUGGACAUAGAGGAAGCCAUAAAGAAGGCUCUUUAUUCUGUCUCUACCUUGAAAUCUGACUCAGAUAUUGCUGGUUUAUCAUGCCUGUUCAAAGAGUCAUUAGGGACAGAGCAAGGAUCCCCAUCCUUUGGUAGUAUUAGCAAAAUUAGCAUCGGGUCAAGCAGAACAAAAUCACUGCAGACACUGGAAAACCCUACAAUACAGGGAAACACAGCUCUGCCAGUUAGCCAAGGUACCAGAAUUGAAGUAGCCCCUGCAAAACAACGAGCAAGUCCUCCAUCUUCACCUGCCUUCAUCUCCAUCCAGUCGGCUGCUAAAAAGACGGAUAAAAAAGAGGUGCCUCCACCAAAGACCACAAUCUGCCAGACAUGUCAGCACAGCCCAAAGACAGAGGAGAAAUUCCGGACAACUAAAACGCUGACAUGCAACAGUCCAGCUCAAAACAGAAAAAGGGAUCCCAGAAAAGCAGGUCAAACACAAUCCUCUUACAACCCAAAACGAGAGCUCAGUGUACUCGAGGUGCAGACUGACCCUGAGGGGAACACUAAAACAGUCACAGAGAAUUAUGAGAGGACUGAUGACCUUGGGAACCGAUUUUACUCUUCCAAAACUUCCACUGUUGUCACUGCUCAGCCAGAUACUACGACAUCCACAAGUCAGGCAGUGGUAAGUCCGGCUAUGUAUCAGGUCACCAAGUACCCAGAAGUUCUGCUGCCGAUCAAUCAGAAACCUUAAAUCGUUCACAGACUGGUGCAGUUUGUUACCUAUUAGCUAAGUGUUUUCAUAUGUUGAAUAUUAUUUGUUAUGUUAAAAUGGACUACGGAGAGGAAGUGGAACUACAAUUCCAGGAGGGCAACCUCUGAGGCAUGUGGCAAGGUCUAACAACUUUGACAGAUUAACACCAUAGUUCCCUCCAGGAUAGUCCAAAACCUCAAGGACCUGGGAUUAAACACCUCACUGUGCAUGUGGAUCUUCAACUUCCUGACAUGCAGACCCCAUGUGGUGAGGGUGGGCAGACACACCUCUUCCACCCUCAUCAUUGACACCGGAGCACCCCAGGGCUGUGUUUUGAGUCCCCUGCUGUACUCUCUCUACACACAUGACUGUGUAGCCACUUUCAACUCCAACACCCUUAUCAAGUUUGCUGACGGCACAGCUUUGGAAAAGGCCUACCUGAAAGAAGUUAAGAACAUGACUCGCUGGUGUCAGGGCAAUAACGUACUCAUGAAUGUCAGCAAGACUAAAAAGAUGAUAGUGGAAGAAGCAGGGAAGGAACUACGUCCCCCUUAAUAUCAACAGGUCCUCUGGAGAGGGUGGACAGUCUUGAAUUGUAAAAACCUGACAGGAUUACAUUUAACUGAAAUUGUAUUUAAUAUAAUUUCAUGUGACAAAUAAAUGUAUUUAUUGAUUGAUGUGCAUACCUUUAUUUGCGAAAAUAUGAGUUGUGUUGGUUAUUAUUGAUUGUUUUUUAUUAAUAAGUUAUUGGUAAUUAUUGAUUUAAGAUUUUCUUAUUAAGGAUUUAUUUGUAGCAUGUAUUCUUUUAAACAUUUUGAUUUGCAUUUUAAAUUAAAUAUGCCUUAUUGGUUUUAAUUUAUGCGUUUGUGUUCGUUGUUGCUUUUUUGUUUUUAACAAGCUCAGUCUCAUUUCUCUCAUCAGUUUCAACCAGCUUGUCAAGAGAUGUGUUCAGCCUGUUUGAAGCCGGUUUAUCCGAUGGAAAAAAUUGCUGCUGACAAAUACAUUUUUCACAAAACUUGCUUUUGUUGUAAACAGUGCAAGACAAAAUUAAGGUGAGAUACUGACUUAUUUUACAGAAAAAUCAACUGCAACAUUGAUCAAUGAUUUUCAAUGCAACUCUGCUAUUGAUUUUCUAUCCUGGUAGGACAUGACAGAUCUCCAUGCUCAUUUUGUAUAACACAAGAAAAAUAACACGGUGUAUGUAAAACAAUAGACAGUUACAUUAAUAUAGACAACUAUAACUAAAAAUAAACCAUUCAAAUUUUGGUUCACAUCAAACAAAUUGAGAAAGAACGAUGUCAUUUCCAACUACCAUCUUUGUUUAGAUUGAGGAAAAUAGUUGCAGCUUGGGAAACUGGUUAAAAUCUUUUUUAGCGUCUAAUAGGUCAAACAUAUAGUAAAUGUAUAAGUAGUAGCCUACAGACAGCAGCUGGCACACUACUUGAUUCUAGCAGUGCUUAGGGUUAGCAACUUGUCCUGUUUUUUUUCUCUCUUGUGAAAGUCUUGUAAGAUAAUACUUCAGUAUUCAAUAAAUCUUACCUGUUUUAGCUUAUCCAAGCAGGUUUUAUGGAGAGUUCUUAUGGCAUUCCAUCCGUAUUUCAGUCAAACAUUCAAACACUUUUCUGAGAAAGCUCUUAGAAGCAGUACUUUGGAAGCACAUUACAUACUUUAACUUAUUGCUAGCAUCUUUAAGACAGCCUUUCUAGGUUUGCUAUCUUCUAGCAGUUGUUUCCACAUAGUUAUUUCCUCCAUGGAAGAAAAACAUUUUAUGAGACGCUAUGUAAAUGGAUGGGAGAAACCUGUUAGCCUAGCAACACUAAGGUUACAAGCAACCCACAAUGCAACACUCUUAAAAUAAUAGGUUAACUUUGGUACAGUAGCUCUGUCCUGGCCUGGUCCUGGCUGCAUUCAUUCAGAGAGCAGCUACUGUUAUAAAAUAUAAUAACCCAACAUAGUUGAAAGGAACUUCAUCUUACAUUUAGGCGAAUACAAUAAACUUAAUGUUCAACAAACAUAUAAAAAAUCUUUCAUUAAUUGGUUGAUUGAUUUAUUGAUUAAAUGGUUAAGUGAUUGUAUGUAACAGAAGCCCUGCUUCUUACAGACCAACACAUAUUUAGAUUUUUCUUUGGAGCACCGGUUCCCAAACUGAACUGGGGUGCCACAUGACCGGGAGAAAACUAAGUUGAAUAGAUUUUUGACAGCAGAAACAGUUUGACUUGUCAAAGUACUAACAUUGUUAAUUGCUGCAUUGCAUUGCAGUACUGUAAUUGCUGAGUCGUCAUUAAUGUUAUUAGUUUCACCUGUGCUUUUUCUGCUAUGAUAAGUAAAAAUCAUGAGAGAAAAUAAGUUUGGGAACCACUGGCUAAGAGGUAUAUAGAUAUGACAACUUCUGAAGAACUAUUUACAAAAUGCAAAAUAAAAUACAACUUAUUUUUGAAAAGAA